This is a messenger RNA of Crotalus tigris (Tiger rattlesnake), 1560 nucleotides long. RefSeq names its product homeobox B1 (gene HOXB1). Gene Ontology annotation, molecular function: RNA polymerase II cis-regulatory region sequence-specific DNA binding; DNA-binding transcription factor activity, RNA polymerase II-specific. Gene Ontology annotation, biological process: regulation of transcription by RNA polymerase II. The record is from RefSeq and is a predicted model, not a curated record. The transcript is spliced from 2 exons. Gene Ontology annotation, cellular component: nucleus. The coding region runs from base 360 to 1394 and encodes 344 amino acids. NCBI's taxonomy places the organism in Eukaryota, Metazoa, Chordata, Lepidosauria, Squamata, Viperidae.
GUUUGAUUGAAGUCCCUUUGUCAUGCAAAUGCCAAGGACUUGAUGGAUGAUGGCAGAUAUCUGACAAAGUUUGGGAGGCAUUUGCUCAUUGGGCUUGAAGGAAACCACGUGGUGUAGAUCCCCUUCCACCCCACCACCACCUUCUCCCAUCCCCCAUUCGGAAAGCUUCGGGAAGGAGGGGGGCCCUUAAGCCUGGAGAUCCAUAGAUGGGAAGGGUGGUUCUCUUCAUCUCUCCCUCUCUCUCUCCCCUUUUUCCCCCUGGUUAACUUUGACAUACUAUCUAAAGGUUGUAGGGCAGAAGGAAUCCCCAUAAAACAGGGCAACCCUCUUCCAUCAUUGGCAAAGGAACAAUACCUAGAAUGAACUUCUUUUUAGACUAUGCAAUUUGUAACCGUGGGAUGAGCGCCUACCCGCCCAAGGAGUACCAGCACCUCGACCAAGGGACCAUUUCCUACCCAGCUUGCUCAGGUACCACUCCAGCCUGUGACAGCUAUCACUCAGAUGGGUGCUUUGGGGUGAUAGGGGUGGGUGCUACUGGGCCCAAUGCCCACCACCAACAGAGCCCCAGCUACCCUCCUCCUCUUCCUCACAGCCCAGCUGGCCUUGGCAUCUCCUUCACCAGCCCCUCUCACCAAGGAGGGGGAGGGGGAUACACAAACUCAGGUUGCAACCCCAACUUCACCAACCCUCAGUUCUAUCAUAGUUCCCCAGAGACGGAUGGAGCCUAUUUUCAGACCUCGGCCUACCCUGCCAGCUUGGCUGCAACUUCCUCCCAUUCCUCUUCCCAUCUAGCGGGAAGUAUACCUGAUGCAUUUUGUGCAGCUACCCAGGGCCAAUUCCAACCACAUCAAUAUGGCUCUGAUCAGGGGGGUUACUUGCAAGGGGCUUUGGGCAAUCUUUCCCCACCUCUAUCUGAGAACAAAGAGCCGAGGGCUUGCCGGGCCCAUCCAUGUCCCACGGCUGCUGCUGUUGCUGCUGCUGCCACUGCUACCAUCAGCCAGACCUUCGACUGGAUGAAAGUGAAAAGAAAUCCUCCCAGAACAGCGAAAGUGACUGACUAUGGAUUAGCCGUCAAUGCCAGCACGAUCCGGACCAAUUUCACCACCAAGCAACUAACAGAGUUGGAAAAAGAGUUUCACUUCAGCAAGUAUCUCACUCGAGCCAGACGGGUGGAGAUCGCUGCUACUUUGGAGUUGAACGAGACUCAGGUAAAAAUCUGGUUCCAGAAUCGGAGAAUGAAACAGAAGAAGAGGGAAAAAGAAGGAUUGGCUGGUCCCCAUCCCACCGCCGCCGCGGCUUUCCGCGACUCUACCAAGGAAAGCAGCGAAGCUGCGUCUGACAGAUCCAGCGGGUCCUCCACUCCCGAAGCUUCUCCCAGCUCGGUGUCCUCUUGAAGGGGAAGGAGGGUUAGUUAGGUCGAGUCCUGCCCACCGAAGUAACCUCCUCUUUCAGAGAGGCAGUUGCUCGGUUUGUAAAGCGAAUAAACGGUCCUAAGCUUAUGGGCACAAAAGACAAACCCACCCGAAAAAACCAAGAACACACGCACAUAUGAUACCUAUG